Molecule: messenger RNA, 3801 nt
Organism: Pipistrellus kuhlii (Kuhl's pipistrelle)
Lineage: Eukaryota; Metazoa; Chordata; Mammalia; Chiroptera; Vespertilionidae
Gene: MYNN
Product: myoneurin
Exons: 8
Coding region: 651-2483 (610 amino acids)
Biological process (GO): regulation of transcription by RNA polymerase II
Cellular component (GO): nucleus
Molecular function (GO): protein binding; DNA-binding transcription factor activity, RNA polymerase II-specific; RNA polymerase II cis-regulatory region sequence-specific DNA binding
Source: RefSeq, a predicted model, not a curated record
AGGGUAUCGUGGAAAGUGGGCUACAAGCUGGCUGAUGCAAACAAAACCCAGGAGGUCCCAAGAGCGUUCGGGUAUGUACACUGAAAAGGGGUUGUCAGUCUCAGCUCAAAAACUCCCGGUGGCCGAGAGCCCAGUACAGCUUUUUCCGAGGAAGGAAAGGAUGAUGGGAGAAGACAAGAAACUACAAGCCCCAGCAUGCACCGCGCGCUUGGGCUCCAGGAAAGAGGCCCGCGAAGCGAGCGCGAGACGCGCGGACAGUUGGCCGACCUGGACGCCGAGGAUGAGGAAUGCCGUCGGGGCGCUCCGAGCGAUCCCUGAGGCCUCCUAUCUUUGACGCUCGCUAUUUUGGGGAGUGUGUGUGUAUGUGUGUGUGGGGGGUGCCCUGACAUGUGAGGUGUUGGGGUGAAGAGGGUUUGUGUGUGUGUGUGGACCGGCUAGUUCAGCCCCGGAUGGUGUUGGACCUCCGAGGUCCUAAAGCCUCCAGUGUUGCCAAGGUGCUCCUGGACCCGGAAGUGACGUCGUCGUGGCGGAAGAAGGGAAAGGCGGAGCCGGCGUGGUGACGUCCUCCCAAGAUGGCGGGGAGAGAGUGAAGAAACAGUGUCCCCGGUUCGGUUGCUAUAGGUGAGGUAAAAAUCCAUCCUGAUACCAAAAUGCAGUAUUCGCACCACUGUGAGCACCUUUUAGAGAGACUGAACAAACAACGGGAAGCAGGAUUUCUCUGUGACUGCACCAUAGUGAUUGGGGAAUUCCAGUUUAAAGCUCAUCGGAAUGUGCUGGCCUCGUUUAGUGAGUAUUUCGGGGCAAUCUACAGAAGCACUUCUGAGAACAAUGUCUUUCUUGAUCAGAGUCAGGUGAAGGCGGAUGGAUUCAAGAAGCUGUUGGAGUUUAUAUACACAGGAACUUUAAACCUUGACAGUUGGAAUGUUAAAGAAAUUCAUCAGGCUGCUGACUAUCUCAAAGUGGAAGAGGUGGUCACUAAAUGUAAAAUAAAGAUGGAAGAUUUUGCUUUUAUUGCUAAUCCCUCUUCUACAGAGAUAUCUAGUAUUACUGGAAACAUUGAAUUGAAUCAGCAGACUUGUCUUCUUACUCUACGAGAUUAUAACAGUCGGGAGAAAUCAGAAGUGUCUACAGAUUUAGUUCAGACAAAUCCUAAACAAGGGGCUUUAGCAAAGAAGUCAUCUCAAACUAAAAAGAAGAAGAAGUCUUUCAACUCGCAGAAAACAGGGCAGAGUAAAACAGUGCAAUAUCCCAGCAACCUUUUAGAGAAAACAUCUGUUGAAUUAUUUCUAGAUGCAAAUAAAUUGUCCACACCUGUAAUGGAACAGGUUGCACAAAGAAAUGAUAAUUCAGAACUUGAGUUGACAUCAGUUGUGGAAAAUACUUUUCCAACACAAGAUAUUGUGCAAACUGUUCCAGUGAAACGGAAACGUGGAAAAUCACAGCCAAACUGUGCUCUGAAAGAACACUCUAUGUCCAAUAUAGCUAGUGUCAAGAAUUCUUAUGAGCUGGAGAGCUCUGGGGAAGAGCUGGAUCAGAGGUACUCCAAGGCCAAGCCAAUGUGUAACACAUGUGGGAAAGUGUUUUCAGAAGCCAGCAGCUUGAGAAGGCACAUGAGAAUACAUAAAGGAGUCAAACCUUAUGUUUGCCAUUUGUGUGGAAAGGCAUUUACCCAGUGUAACCAGCUGAAAACACAUGUAAGGACUCAUACAGGUGAGAAGCCAUACAAAUGUGAUUUGUGUGAUAAAGGAUUUGCUCAGAAAUGCCAGCUCGUCUUCCAUAGUCGCAUGCAUCAUGGUGAGGAAAAACCCUAUAAAUGUGAUGUAUGCAAUUUACAAUUUGCAACUUCUAGCAAUCUCAAGAUUCAUGCAAGGAAGCAUAGUGGAGAGAAGCCAUAUGUCUGUGAUAGGUGUGGACAGAGGUUUGCCCAAGCCAGCACACUGACCUAUCAUGUUCGUAGGCAUACUGGAGAAAAGCCUUAUGUGUGUGAUACUUGUGGGAAGGCAUUUGCUGUCUCUAGUUCUCUUAUCACUCAUUCUCGAAAACAUACAGGUGAAAAACCAUACAUAUGUGGUAUUUGUGGGAAAAGUUUUAUUUCCUCAGGAGAGCUCAACAAACACUUUCGAUCCCAUACAGGAGAAAGACCAUUUAUCUGCGAAUUAUGUGGAAAUUCUUACACAGAUAUUAAAAAUUUAAAGAAGCACAAAACAAAAGUUCAUUCUGGGGCAGAUAAAAUUCUAGAUACUAGUAUAGAGGAUCAUCCAUUAAGUGAACAAGAUUCCAUACAAAAAAGCCCUUUGUCAGAAACUUUGGAUGUGAAGCCUUCUGAUAUGACUUUGCCACUAGCCCUUCCACUGGGGCCUGAGGACCACCACAUGCUUCUGCCGGUCACAGACAACCAGUCUCUGACAUCAGACACCCUGUUGAGGUCAACUGUGAAUGGGUAUUCAGAACCACAAUUGAUUUUUUUACAACAAUUGUACUGACUUUGUGAGGAUUUUGGAUUUGCUAAAACAUCUCUGGUAGUAAGCAUAAACAUCUCUGGUAAGGUGCGUAUAUUCAUCUUAAAUUACCCUUCCUUUGAGUUGUGGCCAUUAUUCAUUCAUUCACUGAAGUAAAGGCACCUGAUGCUGUAUCCCAUAACUGCAAUGCUUGUUUUGAGUUUUGGCUUUUAUGUCAGUAGCAUUAUUUUGGGUGGUUAAGUUUCCUUUUCUUUUAGAGCUGCCUAAAUUCCAUUUUUAUUUUGCAUUUUAGACUUACCUUUCAUUUAUUGAAGUGGAAUCUGUCAGUUUAUAUGAUUCACUUUUUACCUGUGGGAUUUAAAAUUUUUCUUCCCCUCAAAAUUUAAGUAAAAUCCAUGAUGGUAUCAGCACAAGAGUAUUGCUGUUACUAAGCUCCAUAGACCAAUACAUAAACUAUGAGGGGAAAAAAUAAAAUUUCAUAUUUCUGUCCAAGAAAAUUUAGAUACUGAAUAAGAAUUGCGCUACUUCUCUAUUAAUAUAUUCCAUUGGAGAUAACUUUUUUAAUGAAACAAAAAGAAGUAUUUCUCUUAAAAGCUGGAAAAACUGUAUAUAAAUACUUGUUUAUUUUAAAACUCACUAUUCUGAGAAAACCAAUGGUCAGUACUUUCUAUUUGAGUUAUCUGAGAUUACAUUUUCAAAAUGAAUUUAAAUAGCUCUUUGUUAUUUUCACUUUGUUACAAGACAGUUUCAAAUUUGAUUCAGGUUAUGUUUUAAUAGAUUUCUAGAUUAUUGAAGAUGAGGGAGUUUUUAAAAUUUUUAAUAAGUUUCUCUUAUACCUGUUGUGCACUUUUAAAAUAGAAAAUUCUAAGAAGAAUUUUCUAAAUAUAAACAAUGCAUACUAUAAAUUACUUGGUUUCUGAAUCUAUAUUAUAUAGAUUUAAGAAAUUUAACUUCAAUUAUAAGUAAACACUUGAGUUUUCAGAAAGCCAGUUUAUUAAACAUUUUAUAUUUGAGUGUUCUAUAAGUUUUGAGUUUAAAAUUUUAUAAUAAACCACAACAUUUGCUGGUGGUUUAUAGCUUCAUAAUAGCCCUUUUUCUUCCUAGUGAACAUAGAAAAUCAGUAUUAUUCUGAUGAUGCUACCACUCUUCCCCAUUCUACUUUUCCCACAUAUUGGUUUAUUUUACUGCCUGAUCUUUGAACAUUAUCAGUUUCAGAGUCAGUUUCUAUACCGCUAAUGGAACACCUUGGUGACAUUAUAUUUUAUUUCUGCCAUACAUUAAUUGUGGCUUGUUUUGGUUUUAAACUACACCUAUAAUAAAGUUAAUGUGUUUUCUAUUGGUA